GUUACGCUAUAGUAUGGCAGGGAUAAAUCACGGUUCCGGCGGCCCUUGGCUUAAAGCGGCAUGCCUCAGAUCAUCUAACAAUUUCAUCUUAUUAACUACAAGAUCUAAUACAGGGUAUUCAGGUUUGUAGGCCCAAUUCCGUUUCUCGAUCUACCAGUUGUACAUAAUCCAAUUGGUCCCUUAUUUGAACUUUCCAUUAUUGUCCAACUUGUAGUGUUUGAACUCUUGUAUAAAUCAUGGAUGUCGCGUACAAACAGCAUGCCAACCAAGCACGUCGCAAAAAUAGAUCAUCUACGAACCUUCAACACUUGUCUCUCGCGCCGCUCACGUCUAAAUUACCCCUGACCGACCCUGAAGACCUGCCUGACUUCGGCGCGUCGCCAUUCCAAUACAAUGUUUCCUACCUACAGGGCAAAUCCGCUCCUACGACCCCACGGCUACUCCAAUCUCCUCCCCGGACUCGAGCCAACUCCCCUAGCCGACGUCGAUCCUCGGUACACGAUCCUGCAAGCGCGAAUUUGCCGAAGAGCAAGUCUACGACCCAUCUAGUUGCGUCAAAUGCUAAACGCUCUGGCCUAGGAGCGUUAUCGCCUCUUCCCCGGCAUCAUGCGCCACUCAACAACAAAGAGCAGGGAGACGACGACUGGAUUCUGCGUACGGGGGCAUUAAUCAGCGCGGAGAUGCGCGAGUCUAAGGGGCAAGCCUGGCUCGUCGAGAGGGCGAGCUCGACCAGUCUGACUGGCAUGCGCGACGUUGAGGAAGAGGCAUAUGAACGAGAAUUAGCUAGGGAGAGAGAACUCGCGAGCAGACGGAGUAGCCGACGGGGCAGUAUAGCAAGUGGAGACGACGAUAUCAUUUCGCCGAGCAGCCGCUAUGGUAGCCGCUCUCAGAGCCGGGUUGGGAGUAGAGCUCAUCUAAGGACACCUGUGGAGCGACACGCACACGAUGGGUACUUUAGCUACGAAGUGUCACCGGAAGAUCACAUCCAAGGCCCGGAUUUUGUGAGCCUGGACGAAAAGCUCGAGGCCUUCGAGACGGAUACGAGCAAAUCAGACGAGGCAGUUGUUCGGAGACUGGUCUAUAGGAAAAACGAUGGGGUAGGCUCUUGGGUCUGGUCCCUAUUCUCCGUUGAGGAGAACGACGAGGAAUCAGACACUGCCGACGGCGAGCUGUCAGAUGGCGAAACCGAAGGAAGUCAUUUGCCUCGUAGUGCAAGCACAUUGGACUUUGAAGGCGUUUCGAAUUUCCCAGAAGAACAAAUUCCACCCCCUAAGUCAGAUGAAGGUGGUUGGCGAGACGCCGCGUGGCUUUUGACCGUGGCAUCCAAAGUUUUGCUUUAGAAUCCGAGACAAAUUCCGAAGAUCAUUGCAUUUGCGCUGGAUGCCAUCUUGACAGCUCUCACGUCUAAGAGUCACAUUGCAGCUGUGCCGAAAAGCCAUCUCUACAUUUCUACGACGGGGCCUUACCCCCUUCUGGCUGUCAGAAACUGAAAUAUAUGAGCCAAGCGAAGGACUUCGAUAUUUUGCUGCUAAGAAUAGAACACGGAAUUCUGGAUUUGAUUAUCGAACAGUACAAUUUCAUUGAUCUGGAAGUUCACAAAACGGCUGAACCCGGCAAUACUAAAAAUAGUCUUGGAAUCCAAAUCCCAUCAAGACCGUUACGUUAGUUGGCUCUACCUAAGCUUUGGAAGAAAAUAUUCUACAAAUCAAAAACAACGGGAGUGCCUGCUCAAGGUGCUCAAGGUGCAUACAUGCACACGUUGCAUACAUA
Daldinia decipiens is the source of this 1770-nucleotide messenger RNA. RefSeq lists its product as uncharacterized. The transcript has 2 exons. The record is from RefSeq and is a predicted model, not a curated record. The coding region runs from base 237 to 1340 and encodes 367 amino acids. NCBI's taxonomy places the organism in Eukaryota, Fungi, Ascomycota, Sordariomycetes, Xylariales, Hypoxylaceae.